This is a messenger RNA of Phytophthora sojae, 828 nucleotides long. RefSeq lists its product as hypothetical. The transcript is spliced from 2 exons. Lineage: Eukaryota; Oomycota; Peronosporomycetes; Peronosporales; Peronosporaceae. The coding region runs from base 1 to 828 and encodes 275 amino acids. The record is from RefSeq and is a predicted model, not a curated record.
AUGCACUCCCACCGACACCGACACUAUUUCCCCAUCCUACGCUGUUCGCCCGCCGCACACGGAUUCCAGGCACAAGGGUGCUCGUCCACUUGGUUCAUUUCCAAUUUCGCCCUCUUCACCUCGCAGUUGCAUUACUCAAGCGGCUGCGUGCGCGACAAGAGGUUCUCCAAGGUUUCUUUGUUCGUCACUCCAGCCUUCACCAUGAUCAACGUCACCAAGGUUUUCACGCUGGUCGUCGCAGUUGUAGCCAUCACGAGUGGUGUGCAUGCCGACAAGGAAGUCGCGCAGGACUACAGUAGCGGUGGUACGACCGGUGGCAUGGGCGGCGGACUAUCGGGCCUCUCCAAGAUGAUGCCCGGUAUGGGUGGCACCGGCGGAACCAGCGGCGGUCUCCCCAGCAUGGGCAGUAUGCCCGACUUCAGCAAGAUGAUGUCCGGAAUGGGCGGCACUGGCGGCAUGCCGAGCUUCUCUAAGAUGAUGCCUGGAAUGGGCGGCACGGGCGGUGGAAUGGGCGGCAUGCCCGACUUCAGCAAGAUGAUGUCCGGAAUGGGCGGCGCCGGUGGCGGCUUUCCGGGCAUGAGUGGAGGUUUCUCCAGUCUCAGCAAGAUGAUCCCGGGUGCGGGAGGCAGCCCGGGUACGGUCCACGCGCCUGGAGCUACUAGCACAGGUACUGCCGGCACCGGCACUGGCACUAGCACCGGCACUGGAACCGGGGCUACAGGUGCAACCGGCGCUUCAGGUAACACGGCCACAACACCGAAGACCGGCACGCCACAGACGAGCAGUUCAAAGGCUGGCUCCGCAGCAGGAGCGCCCACGGUUGGAUGA